GCAGUAUCCUUUAACCUAAACUGAUUAUACAAGUAAUGAGUGUUUGAUCUCUAUGUGCCGGUAUAUAUGUAAUGUAAAUGCAUGUAGACAUUUUCAUAACAGAUGUAUAUUUUAUGUUCUUCGUGUAAUUGUAUAGCCCGUAUUGGCCUCUAUACAAGUGUACUUUAAUCACCCUUAAGCUAUAUUGCUAUGCCAAACUGCAAUAAUUAUAUUGAAUGUAUGAAUGGCUCUAUAGGACUGAUGAGGAUGACACCGAUUUACGCUGUGAUCCACGUGAGCUGCUCGGGAUGAGGAGGAGCGCUUGAUACGGAGGCUGCUUGGAGAGCUGUAUUGACACUGGACCAGUAAGGUGUGUGUGUGUACACAGUGUUGUAUUCCGAGCUGAAGUAUAAACCCAAACUCUCCUAGCUGUGUGGUCUCCCGACUUGUAUCCACGGACCCUCUCUUAGCUAUUGUGUAUAGCGCUGAUCCCUACUCUUUGCCGGACACUUAUCGGGGGUGUACUACUGAUCCUUGUUAUUUCGGAGAUAUUAGGCAAGCUCUACUUAUCCAGACUACACCGGAUUGCAAUAAACCCCGACCUAUCAUAAGUACCAUCCGGGACAAAAAUCCCGACUCUUUAUUCUCCAGAGAAUGGCGGACUCAGCUAGAGAUGAGUGUGACCGGCGAAACAUCGUGGUUUUGGCAGUGGACACAAGCGAGCAUUCGGAGUGGGCAUUUGACUGGUAUAGCGCCAACUUCCACAAGCCGGGGAACAAGGUGCUGCUCCUCCACUGUCCAGAAAACUACAUCAACGCCACGACCAUGAGUCCCGGUCGAGUGGUUGAACUACAGAGGGAGGUGGAAGGCAAGUCCUGCGACCUCAAGCAUAAGUUUAUCGAGAAGGCCAACAGAUUAGGGAUAGAAGCGGAGUUUAAGGUGGAGUCGGCCGAGAAACCCGGCCACGCCAUUGUGGAAGCGGCGACCAAGCAUGAAGCUGCCUUCAUCGUAACAGGGACCAGGGGGAUGGGUAAGAUCCGGAGGACCAUCCUAGGCAGCGUCAGCGACUUUGUUGUACAUCACGCGCCCUGCCCAGUCCUCGUCUGUCGUCACAAAGACAAGUAGAAGUCAUCAUAGACAUCCGGGAACCCCCUGUCAGGACUUGGAACAGAGUCAGAUGUUGACGCCAUAAAGUUGUGACACCUUCUGUUCUAUACAAACAUUGAUCAUAUACUAAUUCGAACCGGACGUCGUUUGUAAAACCAUGAUGGCCGCUCCAUCGUCAUUACUAGACAUUUGCUUUAUUCAGUGUGUCAAUUUAAUGGUAAUUUGCUAGAGAAAGAAUGCAUUUGGUAUAUUGAGAUACAACACUAUUCUCGUGCAGCAUUAUGCUAACUUAUGUAUCGGUUAUAGAGAUUGUAAGAACACAGAUUACCAUCAGGAAAUGCAAUAUGGCGUCAUAUAACCGUAUAAGGAUAUCAUUAUCAAGUGUGUGCGUAUGCAUGUAACGAGUGCGUAUGUUUCAAAAUCUUUAUGGUAUACUGUAUGCAACAGAUGUGUGAGGGAGGAAUCCGUGUGGUGUAAUGUCAAAUUGUCGUUGUGACGUAUGUAUUUUAUCGACCAAUCAGAACCGUUAUUGUGAUAUGUGGGUCAACGAAAAACACACGUGAAUGCUUAAUGGUAUAUUUGUUGUUAAUCUUGUUUCCACUUUCCAACCAGUGUUGUAUCGAUUCAUUAGCCAUCAUGGAAGUGACAAGAAAUAAUUGCCUUUUAAAUCGCGCGUGAAUGUAUGGACCAAGCAAAAAAAGUAUGCUUAUUAGAGAUGGUAAGAUGUUAAUGGUAGGCCGAUGUUUCACUUAUCAGGUGUCCAUGUUUUCUAGGUGGUAUUUGAUAUGUUGAAGCAAGUUUGAACAAAAAGCUCUGCUCGUUCAGUAAGUGUAUUUCUGUUCCAACUAAUACGUUUAUCUAGUGUACAUCGGUCUUCGUUUCGUUUUUUUCUGUCGAGUGAUAGGAUUCAUGUAUGUAUAUCGAUCUGUAAAUUAUGAUUACACGUUUACUAGUGUUCAAAAGUAGGAUAUAUAUAGAAUGGUUUCCCGCUGUCGAACAGUCUUAUCCUUUCAGCAUAUACUAUGAUACGUUUAGAACAAUAGUUCCAGAGGCUGAUAGUGAGAUAUUCCCAGUGUACAACAGUUUCCCCUUGCACCGAACAAUUGUAAUACUUUAUCUGAUAUAAGAUGGUUUACUGAGUGAUGAUUAUAUACUUCCGGUGUACAAUGAUUUGUUCUUCUGCAGCCCAAUCAAAAAAAGAAAGAAUACUUGUGGUAUUUGAGUAACGACAGGUCAUAUCCGGUAGCUAGUGGUUCCGACUGCAAGUGGUCAAUAAUGAAACAUAUUUAACCACAUAACUGUUAUGUGCUGAGUUAACAAUGGUCUUGGGUUCAACAGGUUAUCGCUAAGUGUCCAGUGGUUGGUAAUUUCUAGUUUGUAAUACAUUGGUUUCCUUCUUGUGUACAUUUGGAGGGAGGAUGCGUUGUCAGUGAACAGCAGCUUAGGACUUCCGGCAAUAAGAAAGCAUUUGCGAUGUAAAUUGAUUUCAUAUUUCCGCUGUGCAAUGGUGUGGUUCUCCCAAUGUUCAAAGAUAAGUCAUUUCCAGCUUUUGAAGUUGUUUAGCACGUAUGUUCAUGUCUUCUGUGUACCAUGUGCUAUCGAAUAAACUCCUUGUGUACAUGGA
Molecule: messenger RNA, 2710 nt
Organism: Mizuhopecten yessoensis (Yesso scallop)
Lineage: Eukaryota; Metazoa; Mollusca; Bivalvia; Pectinida; Pectinidae
Product: universal stress protein in QAH/OAS sulfhydrylase 3'region-like
Exons: 4
Coding region: 634-1104 (156 amino acids)
Source: RefSeq, a predicted model, not a curated record